ACAAACAUCGCCAUACACGCGCAGGCGCAGCUGCAGUGUUCCAGAUCAUUCGUUUUAUCACUAAACAUUAUCAGUGAGAUACACCUUCUGUCGUUCGCGAACUCUCUCCCCUCACAAUGAAGUCCGUGGUGCUGUGCGCUCUGGUGCUGGUGGCGGCGGUGGCUGCGGCUCCUCAACGCGAGGGCGCUGCCUACACCCGGGAGGCCAUCAAGCAGGCGCAGAACACACACCUCAUCCCCAAGGACGCGGAGAUACAGAAGGUACAAGAAGGUAUCGAGCUGGCGGCGUACGAGUCCAUCCCCGUGAACCAGAGGAUUAACCUGUACGAGAUCCUGGGCGACCAGGUACCCUCCGAGGUCAUCAACAACCUGCAGGGACAGAUUGACAACAUCGGACGCCAGUAACCUCCUAGCAGUAGUGCCAGUGCGACGCCAGUAGCGGCUGACACGACCUUAGCAUAGAAAGAAUGUGGGAAAAUGAGAUUAAGAGAUGUUUAAAGGUCGCUUAUUAAUGGGCGAUUAUGGAUGAUAAUGUAUGUCGGCGCUGCAGGCCGCGGGUUGCGUGACUCGGCUGUUGCAACCGCUACUGGCCCCGUGAAGACACCGUCGAGUUAUAUUUUAAUUUAUUGGUGACGCAAGUCGAGUACGAGACAGUGAAUGUGAUAUUGUGCAACUUCACCGUUUUAUACGUUUGUACAUAAAUAAUGUUAAAAAAUAAAUUGGUCGUGUGAUGUCCAA
This is a messenger RNA of Helicoverpa zea (corn earworm), 737 nucleotides long. RefSeq lists its product as uncharacterized. The transcript is spliced from 3 exons. The record is from RefSeq and is a predicted model, not a curated record. Lineage: Eukaryota; Metazoa; Arthropoda; Insecta; Lepidoptera; Noctuidae. Bases 117 to 404 code for a protein of 95 amino acids.